This is a messenger RNA of Fraxinus pennsylvanica, 366 nucleotides long. The record is from the annotation of a GenBank genome assembly. Lineage: Eukaryota; Viridiplantae; Streptophyta; Magnoliopsida; Lamiales; Oleaceae.
AUGCUGAUCACCAGCACCAUCAUCAUAAGCAUGGUGGUCCAACAAAAGGUUCAAAGACAGCAGAGUGAGUGGCAUGGAUGGAAGCAUCGCAGGCAAUCUGAUUGCCUUCCUGAAUGCUUUAACCAGAAAGUCCAAGUGAAUUUGAAGACGAUAAUGAAAGAAGACAAUACUUUCUUUGACACCAUGGAUUUUCUUUCGCCGAGCUCUUUCAAAAGCUAUGGGUCUGAUUUUAGGAUUUCUUCAUUUUCAUCUGAUGAAAAUGAUCUUUAUACUUUUGACGCUGUUGGUUGUAAUGAGCAAACUAUUAUAUCUGCCGGAACUAUCUUUCCUCAUAUGAAGCGUCAAGAAAUUGCCAGACCCAGUUGA